AUGGAUGACACAGAGCGACGCACCGCCAAGCGAUCCCGCUUCGACCAAAAGGAGCCUGAACCUCGAAGAGCCUCCAGAUUCGACCGACGUUCUCGGUCUCCCUCGGCUCGCAAGGACGACUCGGCUCGCGACAGAAGCCCAUUGUCCAGGGACCCAGACACCGGCGCAUCUCCCGUGAAGUCUCCAGUAGACCCAGCAGCUGCCGCAGCUGCCGCCGCGGCCAAGAUCAAUGCUCAACUUCAGGCGCGCAAAGGCAUCCAGCAUGUCGACGUACCUCCAAUCCGUUCCGAAACCUCCUCGGGUAGCAACUCCGGGCCUGCAGCUACCGCUCACCAGAUCAAUGGCGACAUGUACAUCGCGGAUGGAGACUACAUCAAGGACAUCGAAGUCAACGACCUGCGCAACCGAUACCUCUUGACCAAAGGGUCCACACAGAAAAUGAUUAAAGAUGAAACCGGCGCCGAUGUCACCACCCGAGGAAACUACUAUCCCGACAAGAGCAUGGCUACCGCAGCUAACCCGCCACUUUACCUUCACGUCACCAGCACUUCGAAGGAUGGACUCGAGCAGGCCGUCGCUAAGAUCGAGGAGAUGAUGAAGCAAGAACUCCCUCAGCUUGUUGAUGAGCGACGUUUCCGCCGCCGAGAGCAGGAGCAGGUUGAGCGGGACGAGUUCGGCAGACGGAAAUGGCCCGAGGAGAAGAUACCUAUCGACCUUGAUCCCGUUCCUGGCUUCAACCUCCGUGCACAGGUAGUCGGCCAUGGAGGCGCUUACGUUAAGCACAUCCAACAAGAAACAGGAUGCCGUGUGCAGAUCAAGGGACGUGGCUCUGGAUACAUUGAGAACUCCACUGGGCGUGAGGCCGAGGAAGACAUGUACCUCCACGUCGCGGGUCCCGAUCCCAAGAUGGUUCAGCAAGCGAAAGAGCUCUGCGAGGAUUUGCUGAGCAAUGUCAAGGAGCAGUAUGAGGAAUUUAAGAGCCGACCGCCACGCCAAAGCUACGGUGGUGGUGGUGGUCACUACGGUGGCGACCGCUACAAUGGCGGCGAAAGGCACGGAGGUGGAGACCGGUACGGCGGCGGCGAUCGAUAUGGCGGUGACAGGCAUGGCGACCGGUACGGUGACAGACACGGCAGCAGGGACCACGGAUACAACAACAACAACAACUACAACAACUCCCCAAGAGCCGCGGCUUCGUCUGCUUCGCCGGCCCCGGGUGCUAAUAGCACACCAUCUGCCACCGACUACACGGCGCAGUACGCCCAGUACUACGCCCAGAACCCUGGCGCAGACCCAUACGCUGCCUAUGGUGGCUACGCUGCAUAUGUGCAGUACUACCAGCAGUACAUGGCCGCGGCGCAAGCCCAACAGCAGCAGGGCCCUGGUGCGCCCGGUGCACCAGGUGCAGCGGCAUCCCCACCACCUCCUCCACCCGACAACCAGCCCCCUCCGCCACCUCCACCAUCCAAUCCCGCACCGCCCCCUCCACCCUCGGGUUCUCCCCCGGGAGCGCCUGGCUACAACGCAAUGCCCCCUCCACCUGGGCUGUAG
This is a messenger RNA of Diaporthe amygdali, 1551 nucleotides long. RefSeq names its product kh domain-containing protein. Gene Ontology annotation, molecular function: RNA binding. Bases 1 to 1551 code for a protein of 516 amino acids. Lineage: Eukaryota; Fungi; Ascomycota; Sordariomycetes; Diaporthales; Diaporthaceae. The transcript is spliced from 7 exons. Gene Ontology annotation, cellular component: nucleus. The record is from RefSeq and is a predicted model, not a curated record.